AUGGCACACAUUCAGGGCCUUCCCAUAGAGCUCCUACAUCUCAUUCUGUCUUGCUUUGUCCGCCCAGGUGAUCUCGAGCUACUGAGCGGAGAUCAAAACACGAAAGCCGAAGACGGCAAGGCAAACGAAUUGGAUGACGACGACGAUGGCGACGAGGAUGACAAUGAUGAACUGGAUGGAAUUGACACUCUGCACAAUAUUUGCCUAGUUUCGCGGAAGUUCCGUGAGGUGGCCCAACCUUUGCUCUUCCGUGAUCUUUUUGAUGAUGGUUUGACCGGUGGUCUAACCCCGACCAUCCCAUUCAUCAGAACAAUAUAUCGUCGCCCAGAUCUCGGAAAGCAUGUGCAUCAAAUCUCUAUCCUGCCUUUUCCAUUCGUCUCAGGCGGUCGCGAACCUCUUUCUGCAGAGGACUCCAAGCUCUUCGAAGGCGCAAUUAAGGACCUUGGAUUGGACGAUCAGGAGGAGAUCUGGAUUUUGGCCAUGGAGAAAUCUGACCUCGGUGUUUUGGCAGCAUUGCUAGCCAACAAGGCUCCCAAUCUUCGUGGGCUACAUGUACCAGUGCGCUACUUCUGGACCCAGCCAUUCAUCCAGCUUUUCCGUCACAAUCCAAGUUUUUUGUCGAACCUUGAGUCUAUCUGGAUUGAAAACGAUGACGAAAUUUCCGGCUUCGAUAUUGCUUCCUACGAGAAAUUCCUCACCCUUUCCAAGGUCAGGUUUUCAACCUUUGAGUACGGCAAUCUCUUCGACGAAUCGUUUCCAUCUACCUGGUUGCCAAGAACAUUGGAGACACAGUACCUGGCCUUCCACCACUGCCAUAUCGAUGCUGCCGCCAUCAAAAAGUUCAUGCAAGCGUGCAAAAAGCUAAGGACCUUUACCUAUAACAAUUUCAGCUUGGACCCUAACGACCGACGCAUCAUGCCUGCGGGAACCAUACCCGAGUUUGACGCUAAGCAGGCUCACGAAGCUGCCCUCCUACAUAAGGACACCCUUGAGCUCUUCCACCUCGAGUACGCAAUGGAACUACCGGACGUCGAGCAUAUCGAGCAACUCGUUUCUAGCCAUGUCAAGGUUGGCUCAUUCCGCGAUUUCUCCGUGCUCGAGACCAUCCUCAUCCCACACGCUUCUCUUCCGCCACACCCUCAAUUCCCCAGCUCGCUAGUGAGGCUUCAUAUCACCGACUGCAACUCGUCCAUCCGGGAGUUGGCUCAGAACAUCGCGACAGAUUCUAAAAAUGGUCUUUAUCCGAAGUUGACUAACGUUAAGGUAUUCGCUAUCGACAUCACCCAGCCCAUUAAAUUUCCUGGGCAACGUGUCCCAGAAGGGAAGACUCCAGAGCAAUGUUUCCUUGCUCUGAAGGAUAUGUUCAAAGGAACCAAAGUGAAUUUCAAUAUCUUACCGUAUGAAUUACCUGAUUUUGAUGAUUACGAUGAUCUCGACAUCGAUUAUGACGAAGAUCUCGGUUUUGAGGAAGAUUUCCUAGAACCGGAAUUCGAAGACCAUCCAUAUCCACCAGAAGCAGAUCCCAGCUUGGGUCCGAUCCCACCACGGCUUCUCGAUCUACUUAUGCAGCGGGCUAUGAGGGACCCUGAAUUUGCACACCUUCACCCCGACGAGGAUAGUGAUGACGAUUCGUGGGAAACUGAUGAUGAUUCAUGGGAAAGUGAUGACUCCGAGUCAGCCAACUAA
Messenger RNA from Penicillium egyptiacum, 1686 nucleotides. NCBI's taxonomy places the organism in Eukaryota, Fungi, Ascomycota, Eurotiomycetes, Eurotiales, Aspergillaceae. The record is from the annotation of a GenBank genome assembly.